Messenger RNA from Panicum virgatum (switchgrass), 476 nucleotides. RefSeq lists its product as uncharacterized. The transcript has a single exon. The coding region runs from base 47 to 460 and encodes 137 amino acids. The record is from RefSeq and is a predicted model, not a curated record. Lineage: Eukaryota; Viridiplantae; Streptophyta; Magnoliopsida; Poales; Poaceae.
CAUUUAUGGCGAUGGCAAUUCUUAUCUGUAAAUUAAUGAUAUAACUAUGAUCACUAUACGUACGGAGACCUUGCAGCUGCGGAACGAGUUCAGCGUGUGCCGCGUGUACACCAGCAACGGCACGCUGAGGUCCUUCGACCGCCGGCCCCUCAACCCGCCGGCCGCCGGCCUCGACGAUCAAGCUGCGGGCCACCGCUACCAGCAACAAGAAGCUCUACCACCACCGGCGGCGGCGGGCAGCCAGAUGGCCGCAGUCGACAUGGUCGUCGCAGCCGCCAACGGGCAGUCGUCAGAUGAGCAUUCCCACGGCAGCUCGUCGUCGGGGUCGCUCGGGUUCGUCGUGGAUGGAGCAGGAGACGCCGCCGCGGCCAUCGACGGGGACUCGCUGAUUCCACCUGUCGAUUACCUCCGCUUCAGCGACGUGGAUGACUUGAGCCAUGUCGUUUGGCCCCCAAAUUGACACGUACCCUCGUGCA